This is a messenger RNA of Onthophagus taurus, 714 nucleotides long. NCBI's taxonomy places the organism in Eukaryota, Metazoa, Arthropoda, Insecta, Coleoptera, Scarabaeidae. The record is from RefSeq and is a predicted model, not a curated record.
AUGUCAAAGAAAGAGACGAAGGAAAAACUAAGUUGUCAAGAUUAUAGGCGUUUGAAUAGAUUUGAAAUUCUAAGAAUUGGUGAUAAAGAGAAAAUUAUUGCAAAACGAAAGAAUGAUGAUGUGGUUUCUAUAAGGUAUUAUUGCGAUGUUACGGAGGUACACGGCAUUUUAGAAAAAGUUCAUAAAGAUACUGGCCAUAAAAGAAGAUUAGGAAUGGAAAAAGAAAUUGCUAAGAAAUAUUGUAAUAUUCCCAGAAGUGUCAUUGAAGAGUAUUUGAAAUUAUGUGCUAUGUGUCAAUUAAAGAAAAAAUCGAAGCAGAAAGGAUUAGUAGUAAAACCAAUAAUUUCUACAGGAUUUAAUAAAAGGGGACAAAUUGAUCUUAUUGAUAUGCAAACAGAACCGGAUGGCCCUUAUAAGUUUAUCAUGAAUUACCAAGACCACCUCACAAAAUUUGUGUUUUUAAAACCUCUAAAAACUAAAAAGGCAGAAGAAGUAGCAUAUAACUUGAUGGAUAUUUUUUGCAUAGUCGGGGCACCUUGCUUGCUUCAUAGUGACAAUGGCAGAGAAUUUGUGAAUCAAGUAAUUACUAGCCUUGCAGAUAUGUUUCAAGCGAAAAUAAUUCAUGGUAAACCACGUCAUUCUCAAAGCCAAGGGUCCAUCGAGAGAGCGAACCAAGAUAGAAGUUACACGAUGAGGACGACAUUUAUAGAUUAG